GCGCCUUCGCAUUUCUCAAGAUCCCUGCAAACGACGCAAGAGUGACGUCACGAUAUCCGCAGAGCCAGACCCGGAAGUGUUGGUUAUGUUUGCAGGCUGGAGCUCCCCGACCCUGGAUCCUGAUGGCUGUGGAUACAGAAAAAGCAUGCUUUGGCCUUUACUGUGGAAAAACUGUUCUUUACUCAAAUGGGUCGAAUGAAACCUUUGGAGAAUGUGGGGCAUGUCCUCGAGGUCAGCGGAGCGACUCGAACAGCAUCUGCCGCCAGUGUAUCGGGUCUCCCGAGCUGUAUGACUGGCUGUAUUUAGGAUUUAUGGGCAUGCUUCCCCUUAUAUUACACUGGUUCUUCAUUGAAUGGUAUUCUGGUAAAAAGAGUUCCAGCGCACUCUUCCAGCACAUCACGGCCUUGUUUGAAUGCACUGUGGCCGCGCUGAUAACAUUACUCGUCAAUGAACCUGUUGGAUAUCUACACAUUCACUCCUGUGGAGUGGAAAAGCUUUCUGACUGGUAUACAAUGCUGUAUAACCCCAGCCCGGACUACGUGAACACUGUGCACUGUACGCAAGAGGCCGUUUAUCCCUUGUACACAGUCGUCUUCAUUUACUAUGCAUUCAGCUUGAUGCUGAUGAUGCUACUCCGACCUCUUUUAAUAAAGAAGAUCGCCUGCGGCUUGGGAAAGUCGGACCGCUUUAAGAGCAUCUAUGCAGCGCUUUAUUUCUUCCCAAUCCUAACCGUGAUACAGGCCGUAGGAGGUGGUUUACUGUAUUAUGCCUUCCCAUACAUCAUUCUGGUGUUAUCGCUGAUAACGCUGGCAGUGUAUAUGUCUGCAUCAGAGAUCGAGACUUUUAAGGAUCUUCUGGUGAGGAAGAAACGGCUGGUUGUUCUCGUUAGUCACUGGCUAGUUCAUGCCUAUGGGAUUAUCUCCAUUUCUAGAAUGGAUAAACUAGAACGAGACUUGCCUCUCCUAGCAUUGGUUCCGGGGCCUACACUCUUCUACUUGCUUACUGCCAAAUUUACAGACCCAUCACGGAUACGUCUGGAAGAAGGUAGUGGACAUUAACUUGGGGGGGUCAUCCGGACAGAAUGAACUGAACUGAGAAAGCCAUGAGCUUCAGCUGGAUGACGGUAUUUCCUGGACACGUGCAAAGGCAGUACGACGGAGACAGCCAUUUUGUCAGCUACUAUUUAUCUAAACAUAACUUAUGAUUACCAAGGAGCCAAUGACAAUACAUUUUAGCCGUUGGCUUCACAGGAUGGAGAAUUUAUUUUGUGCAAUGUUUUUUUUGCAUUGCUUACUCUCUGUUCAAAUCCAAUGAAGGGCCACAUUCUCAUCGACAGGACUGGCUGCUUCUAAUACGUGCAGACGUUAUAAAGGCCUUUUCCUUCACCUUGAAGCUUUAGUCCUAUAAACCGCAAAACCU
This is a messenger RNA of Bufo gargarizans (Asiatic toad), 1419 nucleotides long. It is a transcript of the gene JKAMP, whose product is annotated as JNK1/MAPK8 associated membrane protein. Gene Ontology annotation, biological process: response to unfolded protein. The transcript has 7 exons. Gene Ontology annotation, cellular component: membrane. The record is from RefSeq and is a predicted model, not a curated record. Gene Ontology annotation, molecular function: ubiquitin protein ligase binding. Bases 123 to 1058 code for a protein of 311 amino acids. Lineage: Eukaryota; Metazoa; Chordata; Amphibia; Anura; Bufonidae.